Molecule: messenger RNA, 916 nt
Organism: Sorghum bicolor (sorghum)
Lineage: Eukaryota; Viridiplantae; Streptophyta; Magnoliopsida; Poales; Poaceae
Exons: 4
Coding region: 1-840 (279 amino acids)
Source: RefSeq, a predicted model, not a curated record
AUGCAAUCGUUUCAUCCCGGUGAAACGCGGGCGCGCUGUUUCCAAAGUAUCGGGAACCGGGUGAAACGAAGUGAAACCAGCGCUGUGGCAUUUCAUUUCAUCCCUGAUCCCCCCCGUUGCCGCCCAGAGAGUACUCCAUUCUCGCGCGUGAAGAAUACGGCGCCGCCGGUCGAAGGGGCCCACCGUCGGCCGCUCCCCGUCGUUGCGACCCGCCGCCGGCCGAAGGGGACCCGCCACCGUCGUUGCGACCCGCCGUCGGCCGCUCCCCGUCGUUGCGACCCCAUCCUUGCGGCCGUCCGCCAUGGAUCCGCCGGGAAACCUCAGCGGCCUGGGAUCCUCACCGCCCGGGGAUCCUCAGAGGCCUCGCGGUGGAGGGAAGGCGCCGCCGGUAGGGGACGGUCCUCGGCGACCCGCGCCUCGCAGUGGAGGGAAGGCGCCGCCGCCCGCCAUGGAUUUGCCGCCGGCAGAGGAUUCUCGGCGCCCCGCAUCAGGCAGUGGAGGGAAGGUGCGCCAAUCCAGACUUGGGUUGAAGAAGCCCUCCAUUCUGGCGCCACAAGUUCAUCCUCCGACGCCGCCAUCGAUUUCUUCCUCAGCUGCUGGGACUGGCGCCCCUGGUGCGCCCACUUCAUCCCCUCCUGCAGCGAUGACAUCGUCCCUGCCAGGGCCAGCGCAAGGAGCAGGAUGGGGGGCCAUGUUCCCAAAUUUUCCUGCUCAACAUGGAAACCAACACAGCUCAGAAUGGGUGCCAUUGUGGAAGUGAUCUCUGGUUUCUGCAGGGUGCGGAGCAAGGAUGAAGCAACGAUGUCCAUCCAAUGUGUUCUAGUUUAUGGGUUCAACUGAAGGCUAUCGGCUGCACUACUAUCGUUGCUUUUUUUUUAUUUCGAACUGCUCUAUGUAUCGGUUACCUGAACUGCUC